Molecule: messenger RNA, 1442 nt
Organism: Magnolia sinica
Lineage: Eukaryota; Viridiplantae; Streptophyta; Magnoliopsida; Magnoliales; Magnoliaceae
Exons: 5
Coding region: 242-1141 (299 amino acids)
Biological process (GO): protein modification by small protein removal
Molecular function (GO): peptidase activity
Source: RefSeq, a predicted model, not a curated record
AGUCCGGAGAGGCCUCCACGGUCGACCGUCCAUCGAAGACUGGAGUGGAGAAUUAGUUUAAAAGGGGCAGAAACCCGCUCUUCGUUUCCUCGCAUUACGUUUCAUUGUCUCGCUCUCGCAAGGUAUCGGCGCUUUCUCUGCUGUCUCUUCAGGCUCUCUUGAUCUAAUUCCCCAACAACUCUAGAAGGCAAUUUUGUUAUUUCUAGCUACUGAGAUUCCUUUAGGCUCAGCUCAAGGAAGGAUGGAGGAGGAUGGUUAUAAGGUUUCCUUGAAUGUGUAUGAUCUCAGCCAAGGACUUGCUCGUCAGCUUUCAACGACAUUUCUGGGGAAAGCUAUUGAUGGCAUUUGGCACACAGGUGUAGUGGUAUAUGGAAAUGAGUACUUCUUUGGGGGAGGCAUCCAGCAUGCUCCUGCUGGAACUACACCCUAUGGAACACCAGUGCGGGUGGUGGACUUGGGCACCACACAUGUGCCCAAGGAGCUAUUUGAGGAGUAUUUGCAGGAGAUAAGCCCACGAUACACAGCUGAAACCUACAGCUUGCUAAGGCACAAUUGCAACAAUUUCAGCAAUGAGGUUGCUCAGUUCUUGGUGGGAGCCACUAUUCCAGAUGACAUCCUGAAGCUCCCUAAUGAAGUGAUGGACAGCCCAAUGGGAGCUAUGAUAUUGCCCAUGAUCCAACAGCUAGAAAUGACAUUGAGACAAGGUGCCGUUCCUCAAGCCCCUCAGUUCAGGCCGUCUGCAACAACCCAGCCACCACAACGUAAGACUACUGUUUCAGCACCAAAAGCAUCCGGCGGCUCUAAUACAUCAGCCAAAGACGCACCAAAGAACAACAAUGAUGGCAAGCCUGCGGAUUCCAGCAGCCAUGCCAGUGAUACUGGAAAUGCAUCUGAAAAGAAGCUGCUGGACAGGAAUGUGCCGCCUGCAGUCAAGCCUGCUGAAGUGCAAGAGAAAAAGGUGAAUGGAGUUGCAGUAGACCCUCUGGGAGAUGCCCGGAACAGGGUGCAAGAAGAGAUAUGCAAGGAAUUUGCAGCGAUAAUGGCGACUGAGACACUGCAUGCAAGCGAGGCAGCAGCACUUGCUACCAGGAGAGUGAUGGAAAGACAUGGGAGGACAAACGUUCCUGUGACACGGGGUUAGAGAAAUAAGAGGUUUUACGAGAAAGAGACACCAUUUUAGAAGCAUUAUGGUAGUUGAAUUUCUCAACUGUGCAGAUCGUACCAUUGAUCAUUACACCAAACCCUUUUUUUUUGUUGUUUGUCGGUUUAACCAUGCCUGUUCUUUACUGGGGUUCUUUUACCAUCUUGUGAAGUGACUGAAUUUUCUCAAGGACUCGCAGCUGGAGUUUGUGCUCUCUCUCUCAUUUAUCAGUCUUUCUGGCUGGUGCUAGCUCUCAUUCUCUGAAAACAGUGGGACCCAGUUUGGAGGGUUGAUUCUAUCA